Lytechinus variegatus (green sea urchin) is the source of this 5434-nucleotide messenger RNA. Its product is annotated as rho GDP-dissociation inhibitor 1-like. Lineage: Eukaryota; Metazoa; Echinodermata; Echinoidea; Temnopleuroida; Toxopneustidae. The coding region runs from base 131 to 730 and encodes 199 amino acids. Gene Ontology annotation, molecular function: protein binding; Rho GDP-dissociation inhibitor activity. Gene Ontology annotation, biological process: Rho protein signal transduction. The transcript is spliced from 6 exons. Gene Ontology annotation, cellular component: cytoplasm; cytosol; membrane. The record is from RefSeq and is a predicted model, not a curated record.
CACUGCAUGCUCUUCACAGCACUCUCAAGUCAGGAGUUGUGUCUGACAUCGAGAACCGGUACGAGACGAGGCCUUUAAAAUUUUGUGACAUUUAUAUAUCUAGAUUGUUUUAAAUUAUAUUAGCAAGAAAAUGGCCGAAGAAGGUGAAACAGAGCAGAUCCAGGCUGUCGACGACAAUGAUGAGCCAGAUAUCACCCCUGGUUACAAACCACCUGCACAAAAGACCCUUGAUGAGAUCACGCAAUUAGAUCAAGAUGAUGAAAGUUUGAACAAGUACAAAAAAGCACUUCUUGCUGGUGCUGAAAAUGUAGAGGAUGAUGGAGGCCCAAAUGUGAAAGUAAAAGCGAUGGUUUUUCAGGUCGAAGGCAGAGAGGAAAUCAGACUAGAUUUAACAGGAGACUUGACCAAGUUAAAGGAUAAGCCUAUCACAAUCAAGGAAGGAAUACAGUAUCGACUGGCAAUCAUAUUCAGGGUCCAGCGUGAGAUUGUGCCGGGAUUAAGGUACUUUUGUCAAAUAUACAGAAAAGGUAUCAGAGUCGAUAAAUCAAGUUUAAUGGUUGGGAGCUACGGACCAAAGAAUGAUCCUCAUGAAUACCAAACACCGGUUGAGGAUGCCCCAUCUGGUAUGAUUUCAAGAGGGCACUAUACAGUCAAGAGCAAGUUCACCGAUGAUGACAAAACCAGCAUUUUGGAGUGGGAAUGGUCCUUCGAUAUAAAGAAGGACUGGUAGCUAUGUUGAAGAGAAAACAAAUACAAUAUUAACAGCAACAACAAAAGUUAUGUUUCAAAACAAAUAUCAGAUGGAUGGAAAUCUGUUAAACUCUUUUGGAGGUGCCUAAUGUGAGUGUAACAUGGAGGUUUUCCGAAAGUUUUUUUUUUUUUUUUUUAAUAGUCCAUGAAUUUGUUGGCCCACUUUCUUUCAUUGGCUUCAAAUGGAGAUCUGUUGAGUGAUAACGAUCCACGAAGCUUCAUAUAUGUCGUCCAUGUUCUGUUUUCGUAUAUACUUUGCUCUUAUAUCAAAGUUGCAUCGUUUUUGCAAUGGUGUUGCACUGGUGUACAUAGAACCUCCCAUUAUUGCGUGUAGCAUACCACCUUCUAUUUAGAUCUAGAAUUCAUGAAACCUAGAUGAAUUAAUUGAUCAAACCAAAACAAUACUGGGAUAUGAUAACCUACUUGAUGAGAUUGAUCUUACAUUAGGCACAUUCCAUUAACCUCCAGCUCCUGUGGUUCCUGAACAAAAAAACAAGAUGCAGAUUUCCACUCUUUCUUUUUUUUUUGGAUCACUUUUUUGUAUAUCAUGUACUAGUAGAUGUAUUGGAGAUUAUGCAAUUAAUAGAUGUAGUAAUUACAUAUAAAAGAAAGCAGCGGUCGUAUGCAUGUGCUGAACAAUUGACCAACUGUAGUAUAUUUUAUUUCUUCUUCUUUUGAAAGGAAACGAGUGGCUGAUGUUUGCAUGGAUAUAAUCUGUUUGAUCAGGUGUGAAAAUUAUGUAUUGAUGGUAAAUAUGAAUAUGAAAAUAUUCACAUCAAUGAUGCCCUACAAAGUCGCACAAUAUUUUGUGUAAAAUAUUUUUAGUAAAUAGUUAUAGAUGGAUUUUUUUUUGGCUCUUUAAUACAUGUAUUUAUUAACUUUUAUAUGAAAAGUUUGAUUUCUCAAAAGUGAAUUAAGAUAUGGGGGUUCUGUUUUGAAUAUAAUCUGUUACUUAAUGUUAAUUUUUUCAUGUUUUGUCAUUUAUAAAUUGAUGACACCCUUCCUCCCAUUAACUACCCUGACAUUGCCAAAUUCUUUAUAUAUUUUGUUUAUAACUUGGUGAAAACAGUUUUGAAAACAUCCAAAUGCUCCAGUCAACCAAUCUUGAUUUCUUUCUUUCUUCACUAAAGAACAAUAACGAAUUGAAUAUUCCCGCCACGAUAUUUGCUUGAUGCCUUCCCGACUACAAGUGAAUCUAUUUUGAAUGAUAUUGUUUAUUUUUAGGUUAUUAUAUACAUAGAAAGCGAUUGAAGGAUGUUCGUUCAUAUUUUCACCUCAUAUAGAAAUUGCUGGGAUGGUGGAGGGCCCCUUUAAAAUAUAUGCUACGAAAUACAGUUCUGAUAUUGAUAUUUCAUAUUAUCCCCUCAAAGGGUUCCACUUUCUACAUGUAGAUCAUCUGCAUAUAUCAUCAUGAAAUCUUUGUUUAACCCUCUCUCAGCCAAUAUCAUUCAGCAUGAUAAUUGUUACUCUUUAUCAAUGUUUGUUUGAGUGGCUUUUUUUUACUUUUUACAAUAUCUCAAUGUCACCACUGUCUCAAUGUUUGUGUAAUGAAUACUUUUAUUAUUGAUUUGUACAAUUUUUAUAAAAAAUUUAAAAGUGAUUUGAAUUGUUAAUGGUGUCUUCCAUGUAAAACUGUCUUUUAGCAUACAUGGAAACUGAAUCCUACAUUCAGUUUGGAGGGUGAGUGCACUUAGAAUGAUUCUAAAUGUUAAUACAUCUUCAGGUUUAUGUUUUGCUUUAUUUUUUAAGGAUGUAAGUGCUGAAUAGUGUUAUCGAUUCAAAUAGUUGUUUUUACACCUGAUACAGAUAAAGUGAAUGGAUUUGUGUGUAUAGUAUCAAGAGCUGACAUUUUAUAUUAACCGAAGUCGCUUCUUUAUGUUGUCACGAAUAUUGCCUCACUGAAAAUAAUGUUGAAGUUAAAUCAUGCAUACAGAAGUCAUUUAGGCUGCAGUGCACACAGUGUAGCUAAAAGAGUAGCAAGGGCAGAGUACUUCUUAUAUAAAUCAGUCUUCAAGGAUUCUUAUUGUGGGUAGGUUUUUUUUUUCUUUCAUCUGAUGAAUUCCUGAAUUCCUUCAGGCUUCAGUGAUCACAGGAUCACCCAAGUCAAUGGGCGAAAGUAUGGUACGUAAUUUACAUUCUUGCAAAGUUUCCAAGACAACUUCUUGGAGGAUAACUUCUCAAGGAGCUGUUCUCUGGAUUGUUAUCCUCCAGGACAGCAUAGUCUCAGUGCUUUUCCUUGGGGAAUUUGUCAUUGGACAGUAUUCCUGAGGGGAGACUUGCUCUCAAGGAGCUCUCCUGUGGGUAGUUCAAGUUGUCCUCUCAGGCAACAUGCUUCAGGGUCUUUUCCUUGGGGAAUUUGACAUUUGGUCAGGUGCCCUUGGGGGAGACCCACCCUCAAGGACAUGUCCUUGUGAUGGUUGUCCCCCAAGGCUGCAUGUUUAGAGGACUUCUAUGUUAAAAUCAUAUCUAUGGUUGUUGUCUUCAUAAGGCUGUUGUCCUGUAACAUCUUCCAAGUAACCAUUGGUUUCAGUUUUAGAAUCCAUAUCCAUGUUCUGCUAGUCAUCUGUUAAACGUUAUAUUAGAUAAAGCCGUCAUUGUUUCCAGUCUUUGUGCAUUAAUGAUACAUGUAUUAGUAUGCUAAUGCAAACCCGCCUCGGUGACAAGUGUACAAAUGUGUAUGAACUUACAUAGCAAGCCAUCAAUUGCCUUACUUUCCAUCUUCUUUCAUUUUGAAAUUGAAAUCAGACUGAUGUGUGAUUUUGUAAAUGUUUUGAACUUUCUGUACACAAACUGUGUACAGUGUUUACAAAUUGGUUACCGUGUGUAUGUUUGUAUUUGGGCAUUUCUCAAGCAAACCUCUUUGUUCAAUUUUUCCUUAGUUAUGCACAAUAACAAUGUUUCCUCUUAAAAAACACAAUCAAUAUACUGCAGCUCAGUUUAUGUUAUACAUGAAAUAUAUUGGAUUUAAUCCUCAAGAUUUAUAUACAUAUAGUUUGCUCGGAGUUUAAUCCUCAAAGGGUUUAUAUAGUUCACAUAGGUAAAACAUACGUUUUGCGGUGAAAAUUGAUUCAUCUAUGUUGAUUAUUCUACUAUUGUGUACAUAUGUCUCAAUGUUUUUAUUCCAGAUAAAUCCCACUGGUUGGAAGUUGCAUCUGCCAUGUAAUGGUUGUUUGCAACAAACAUAGACAUAAACAUAGACGUUGCUGGUGUUGCUGCCCUUUUCAUGGGGUGUUAGCUUUACCAUUAUUUAUGGUUUUGCUAUAUUAAAAGCCAUACAAUAAAAAUGGACAGAUAAAGAAACAACAAGAAGGGGUUAUCACUAUUGAAAUAUCACCUAUGUUUCAGAAAUGCAUGUUACACUUGUUACUUGAUGUAUGUUCAUCAUGUACAUGAAUAUACAUAUAUCUACAUUGAAGAUUUAAAGAUAGCUUGUUUCGUUUAUCUCUGAAUUUGUGAUAUGAGUUCAUUACUUUUAUCUUGAGUAUUUUGGUAAUUACAACAUUCCUUCAUUUUUUUCUGGUGGUAUAUAUUUUAUCUCAUACUGUUAUUGAUUAGUUCAUGUUAUAUACCGUGCAAAAUGACUCUAGGUCGAUGUAUGUGGUCAAAUACAUGUUCAUGGAAAGUACAACUGACUACUAUAAUAGUGAAAACUUAUACUAGCAGUUAUCCAUUCAACAAGAAGAAAUGUGACAUGCACAUCCAUAUACAUGUACAGUAGCUGCGUGCAGCUAGUGGUACCAGCCAUGCUACAUGGGAAUCAGUAUUGAUUUAAACAUAUUUAAACAACAUGAUCUGACAUAAUUUCUCUCAUAAUAAAGUGGCUUGUAGUAAAAAAAAUCUUAAAUAGUUACUUCUUUUUUUUUGGGGGGGGGGGGGUUCACACUUAAAUUUGCUCUCAUUAAGGUCUAACCUAGUACUGUGCUUGGUCUUUGGUUUUAGAACUGUUGAGAGUUCAACUCUGGGCAAAUAGUUUUACCUGUUCCCCUUCUGAGCAGUCAUUAUGUUAUACUAAACCAAACUCAGAUUUGUCAAAAACCAUGUUCAUUUCCUGGAAGUGAUUUUGUUAAUUUUCUACUGAAUGACAAUGAAAACUAUAGCUCUAUAUAUUAUUAUUUUCAUCAUUGUAUAAUUCAGCAAUAAGCAUUUAAGGAGUAGAUUUUGUUUGCAUUUAUUGAUUAAUUAUCGGAAGCCUAUAUUUUUUUGUUAUUACAUGUAUGUUACUCAUUCAUGGGACAGUGUAGGGCUAUGUCUUCUAUUCAUAUAGAAUAUUUAGUGGUCAUUUAAAAGAUUGAAAACAUGUAUAUAUAUUAUUAUUAUGAAUAUGAAAAUGAGCAGCAAACAAUGCCGAAUGCCACAAUAUUGUCCUCUAUACUACAAAUGUAAGUUAAGUAUGUAAACGUGAUUAGCAUAUGCUCAAAGGUUGUAAUCAGAUCUGGGAAUGUUCCCAUUAGCACUUGUUAUUAUAGAUGUGUUUUUGUUAGUAUAAGGCUGUGCGCAGCCCCUCUCACACCCAUGCAUGAGGUGGAUGUAUGCAGAGGUAUUACAGAUAGAAGUGAUUUUUUAGUUGCAUCAUCAAGUGAUCAGUGGGGAGAGGCUUCUCAUUCAAGUAAUCAUGUAAACUAGGAUCCAUCAUGGCAUCAUGAGUCUGUAAACUGGCCAGAUAAUUAAAGAAAAAAAGUUAUCA